AUGGCUGCAACUAGCGUCCAAACGGCAAAAAGCGAUGUCGAAUUACGUGUCAACGAGGCUCUUGAGUAUAUUGAGGAAAAUCCAGGUGCAAAAAUUCGCUCUGUGGCGAAGAAAUUCAACGUGCCUCGUAGCCGGCUUCAACGACGUGCUAACGGCGUUCCUGCUAGGAAAGGCCAUCCAGCAAGAAAUACAAUGCUUUCACGAGAAGAGGAAGUUGCUUUAUGUAACUAUAUCGAUCGCCUUGAUAAGGCCAACUUCGCUGUACGACCUGAAUUCAUUACAGAUGCUGCACAUUUAGUUGUUACAAAGCGAAGAAUCGCCGACGGAUGGGGCGGCACGCGCAAGAUCAAAACGAUACACCAUGCAUCCGUGCUCUACGAGCGAGCAACCGAGGACCGGACACGAUACCAGGGGCGCACACGAGCAGACUUUGAUACUCUACACCAGUCUGUCCACGAGUUCCGUGUCGUGGAUAGAUCCGACGCGCAUACUCGGGAGAUUCGGGGCGCGGAGCGGCCCUCGGCGCAGGCGACUUGGCCGGUUCAAGGGCACGAGCACGAGCACGAGCACGAGCACGAGCUCGACACUAAUACCUUGUUGAACCAGCUUUUCGCGGAAGUCAGCAAUAACCUCGACGAGCAGGGGGCCUGGUCUCAAUGGUGGCCGGCGAUUGAUCAGGUGGAUCUUUAA
Metarhizium album ARSEF 1941 is the source of this 690-nucleotide messenger RNA. RefSeq names its product Homeodomain-like protein. NCBI's taxonomy places the organism in Eukaryota, Fungi, Ascomycota, Sordariomycetes, Hypocreales, Clavicipitaceae. The record is from RefSeq and is a predicted model, not a curated record. Bases 1 to 690 code for a protein of 229 amino acids. The transcript is spliced from 2 exons.